This is a messenger RNA of Camelina sativa (false flax), 713 nucleotides long. RefSeq lists its product as uncharacterized. The record is from RefSeq and is a predicted model, not a curated record. Lineage: Eukaryota; Viridiplantae; Streptophyta; Magnoliopsida; Brassicales; Brassicaceae. Gene Ontology annotation, cellular component: cytoplasm.
UGGUUUUGAAGACCAGCUAAACCCUAAGCCCUAAAAUCGAAAUCACGCUCAUCAGCGAGAGAGACGAUGGAUCACAUAGCUGCGGCGGAGGAGCAAAUCGUAACGGAGAGACUAACUAGGAAGCUUGAAGAAGUUAACGCAGCUGCUCAGUCUCAGCUUUCUCCUAUCCAAGAUCACAUUAAUUUCACCCUCCAGCAAGCUUAUUUCAAAUGUGCAUAUGAGUGCUUUGACAGAAGAAGAAAGCAAGAGGAGAUAAGUAACUGCGUCGAGCACUGCAGUGUUCCCGUUGUCAAAUCUCAACAGCACUUCGAGAACGAAAUGGCUCAGUUUCAGGAAAGACUGAACAGAUCACUGAUGGUGUGUCAAGACAAAUUUGAAACUACAAAGCUCCAGAAGAUCAGGCCUGAAGCUGUUAGCGAGAUGGAGAGUUGCGUCCUCAAAUCCAUUGAGGAAAAUCUCAAUACAUUACCCCAUAUUGUGCAGAGAAUGAAGACAGCAUUUAACAUGACUUAACUUAAAAAUCUCAAAUCCUUAAAACAGAACGUGACUACUGCUGGCCCAUUGUUUGAAUGUUGCAGUCUUUUACUUAAGACCUUCUUUUGUUGUCUUCUUCUUUACUUUAUGAACUUGUUUUACUUGUUCUUUUGUUGGCUACUACAUUAGGUUUAAUAAAUUUGGCUACUGGAUUGAAAAACUGUCUUUUGUUUGCUCUU